GGUCUCCUUUUUUGCAGCCAAUCGGCGGGCAGCGUUCUGUUCCACAAUGGCGGAGACAAUGAAGCCGAGUGAUGGUCCUCCAGCUCCCGGUGUAUCCAGCAAAAUGUCGAGCUACAGGGAGUGCGUGUGUGCGGUACUGAGGCAUUUCUCAGACUUCGGCAGAGAGGUUGGUGGACGUGGUUCGAGUCCUGUAGCCCCGCGUGACUCUUCUGUUCGUAUGUGUUGGUGGUUAGCCUUCGUGCUAAUGUUUUUAGCAUCACUGCUCAGCUGCCUCGCGCUUUAGUCGUUGUUAGGCACACAUAACAAACUCUACCUUCAACUACAGAGGGUGGAAAUUAACCUAUUAUACCCACUCGUGUUGCUGUGUUCAAGAAGUAGAUUUUAAAGUCAUUACGCUUUCUUAAACUUUAAUGUUUUCUGCAGGGAGUUUGGUCUAUUUCAACACACUUUAUAUAAGCUACACUGAUACAAAAGGUCCAAUUAUACAUCUUAUUUCAAGAUACUUUACACUAAACUUUUCUUUUCCAAACAUUAGUAUCAUCUGAGGUGAACAUUAGGUCUCUCCUCCAAGUAGGGGAGAGUGGGGUAAGUUGAGCCACCCCCUGUUGCUUGAAAUGGUCAAAGAAAGUGAUCAUGUGACCAAAUAUUUAGGAGAUGGGCAUCAAUUCAUGGAGUGUGUGAAGAUUAGAAGCACAUGGGUGAAGGGGUAAGACAUUUAUUUACAAAAAAAAAAAAAAAAAAUUUUCACCCUUGAAAGUGAAUUUAGUCUGUCAUAAGUUUCAUUAGAAUUGUGUUCAGACCAAAAAAGAUCAUGUUAAAUUUGUUUUAUACAUCAAUGAGGUCAAAAACCUAACAUAAAAGUCCACCAUUUUAGCUUAGAGGACUAAUACAGUCAUCAUACUAGGUCUGGGGUAAAGGUAAAGGAGUAUGAUGAGGGGAUCAGAGUUUCAGUUCAGAUUGUUGAAAUGUUUUACACCAGAAUGUCCUUUUAUUGUCAUCAUACUAAAAGUACAACGAGAUUGGAGAGCUUCUCCUUUUCCAGUGCAAUAGACAAGUAAAAAUAGUAGUAGCAAAAGAACAAAUAGUUGUAAGAAAGGAGGCACUACAUAUACAAGACAAGAGUUCUACAGAACAGUAAAAUAAAACGUAUGUAAAAGAAAAAAAUAGAGAGAUAAAUACUAAAAAGACAUAUCAAGAAUAAAUAUGUAUACAUGUGUUUUUUAAUAUAUGUAUGUGCAUUUUUUUAUAUGUAUAUGGACAUGUAUUGCACAGGUUAAGGAUAUAAUAAUCAACACAGCAGCAGUAACAUUGGUAAUAUUGCACUUGUUACCUCAUCUUGAGGGCUGGAGCUGAUUUAUUAUUCUUUCCAAAAAUACAGCUGUGAAUGUUCUGAAUCACUUAAAGACAUUCUCAUGUUAAAAUAGCUUUUAAUAAAACAGCUUUUUAGCAGUUAUAUGCAAUAAUAAUAAAAAGAGUAAUUGUACCAGUAGAAUAGCAUAUAAUAGAUAAAAAUACAUGAAUGUGAAGAAGUGACUGUUAUUAAGGAAAUGAGAAGGUGAUGUCAACUUAUGGUCAACUUACCCCAUACACGGGGUAAGUUGACCAUAGGAGACUUCUUUUUUUGGCAUGCUAUAUCAUCAAGACAGUUAUGUUUACACUCAUUCGGUUGGUCUGCAGGGAUGCACAACAUCUUGAAAUAUAUGCAGAUACACUAGUUAGAGACAAAACUAUGAUUGACCUGAUGUAGUGAUCCGAAAUAAGAAAAAUGCCUCAUCUGACCCCACUCUCCCCUACUAGUAGCUUCCCAAUAGCUGCUGUGCUUCUCUUUUAAUUUAAAGGACCAUAUAUGUGUUUUUUAAACGUUUAAGUCUAUAUCUGAUCAACUGAAUUGCUUGCAACCAUCCUUUUCCCCUUGCAGCUCAAACUAAGUGACAAAGCUCUGAGGAUAGACGUCAACAUUGAUGCUGUAGAUCUUCCUUUGUCUCCAAAUGCUCAAGUUUAUAAAUGUUUACAGGAGCAUAUCAUGAAAUUACAGGUGAAGUAUUUCUCAUUUCAGCAUUUUCAAAAUAUUUCAACUCUUCUUGUCAAAAAUAGUUUGUAGAAAUCUUGUCAUAUCACCUUUCUCUGCUCUCAUUUGAUUCAUAAACAUGUUUUUAUCCUCCUGAUUAUUCCCCACAGGCUGUUUCAGAAAGUAUAAAGACGCUGAUGGAUGCCGAUGCUUCAGCUACAAAAGGCGCUGCAUCAAAUAAUGCAGUCACUUCAUCGUCACUCGCGGAACAGACGUCUGCGCUGCCGGAGCUGCAUCCUCCCGGCGGCUCAGAUGCUGCGGAAAGCAAGACGGCACCUGAUGACGUCAUGGUUCAGAUCAGAGCCAGGAAGUCAGAGGUUGGUCCCAGUCAGCAGAUCUGUCAGCUGUUCAGGCAGUGACAUUUUUGGAGCCCUCUUUACUCUCUGUCAAGCAAAUGAAUAAUCAUAAGUAAUUGCUCCCGAGGAUGUGCACAUGACGUGCCGCGGUGAAGCGAAUGCUUGAUGGAGAUCUGAUAAGCCGAGCUCAGCAGAGAAUAAGGGGUUCUUUAGUGCUGUGGUUGGGCAGAACAGACCACAUUGCUGGAGGGCUUUGAGAGAGGGCCAGGUCCUUGAUGGUUUAUGAAGUGGAUGCUCAUUACUCUGAGAUUGCAUGUGGAUGAAGGACAAGAGGCCCCAUUCUGUUGUGCAUUUAUUUUGGUAGCCAAGCAAACAGUAUUCAUAAUUCAUCAUAUGAUGAUGAUGAGCAAUUCAACUUUUUUUGGCUACCUGGAAUAGUUUUGUACUCAUUUCAUGUAAAUUACUACGUGCUGUUUGCCCCAGAUCAUUAUACUUAUGAUGGCAAAAACAAUCUCAUCGCAUUCUUGACAACUAUCAAUAACUCAUCAGUCCAUCACAUCUUAUUAUCUGUGCUGUCUUUCCAUUUGAACCCCAGAUUGAGCGGAGAAUAUCUGCAUUUAUGGAACGCAAGCAGAUGGAGAUCAAUGAAAACAAUGUACGCGAGUUCUGCAACGUGAUCGACUGCAAUCAGGGUGAGAAUGGGUAAGAGGUUGGGGGCAGGGUUGAGAGGGAGCCUGCACACAGAUUGCCAAUGUUUGGGAGAGAGCUGAUUUCCACAGGCGAGAGGUCAGGCUGAACUGCUCUAAGAGUGGGGCUGAAGUAGCUAACACACUCGGCCUCAAAACACAACCAGCUUUGUCCAGAAAAACCCCAAGACAGAGGGCCUUUUUCAAAAUCAAAGCCUGUGUGAGUCACUAGUUGUAAAAAUCAAGACAUAUUAAAGGUGAUAUUUGCAACUUAAGCUACACAUGUAUGUUAUUUUUAUUCACUCGGAUUUUAAAUAUGGUUUCUUGUGCAGAAAACAGCUGUGCCAGAACAGAUGCAGUUUUCACACCAUAUCCAGGUUUUAAAAGCCAUGUGAAAGGUAAGCAAACAUUUGACAGACAAAUGAGUAUUUUUUUUGAUCGCCCAGAAAAUCUUAGAAUUAAUACAAAUAAAUCUGAUCUUUAAUUGCCAGUUUCAUUUACAAUGCAGCCAAGUUAAAGUUUAAAUUCUAAGUCUUGCGGUGUGAAACCUUAGAGAAAAUUUAGACACAAUGAAAUGUAUAAAUGUGAAUUAAUCCAAGCUCUCCACUUCUCUACAACCUCUCUGCGCAUCUGUACAAUUCUUCAUUAAGUCUGUUAAUUCACAAAAAUACAAAAAUAAAAGAACGUCCUACAGCUUCUGCUCGUACUGACUGUACUUUUCUUUUCUUUGACUUCGUAGUUACGCGGGUGGUGAACACAUACGGGCCCCAGACUCGGGGAGGCCAAGGAGAGUCUGGAGAGCAGCAGAGGGGGCAGAUGGCAAGAGACUGUGGAAAUGCAGCCAUAGAGGAGCGACUACACAACAUUGAGACACAUCUGAAACUCCCAACAGGUCAGAGAAGGGCGCUGAUACUCCAGUUUUAUAAAAAUGGUUUUGAAUUGGAAAGAAGAAUCAAUGUACUCAAAGGAUGACAUGUCAGACUUAAUUAAUGAGUUUUUACCUGAUAGAAACUGUGUGACCCCAACAGAGCAACCCUCAACUCUGACCCCCGAUUCUCUUUAGCACUUAAACACAAUCCUCACUCAUAAUCUCCAACCUACAUUUGAUGAAUUUGUCAUGCAAAAUGACCAGUAAUCCGGGUUUUUGGAUGACUGUUUUCAUUCUUUCAGCGGGCCCGGUUCCACUGAGUGUGUACCACAGGCUAAAGAAGCUGGAGGAUCGUAUCCUGGAGUUGGAGGGACUCUCACCGGAGUACUUUCAGUCCACGGUGAGGCUCGUAGCUUUGAAGUAGACACAUGAAAGCCACUUAAUAAUCAUUAGUCAGUGCUCAGUCAGGAUUCAUACACAGGUCAUUCAGUAAUGGAUGUAAUUUUAGUGUUUGAAUUUCUAGUGCUAUUUUAAAUUAUCUGCGUAAAUUAAUUUGCAAAAAUCAAGAGUAGAAGUCUUAGUAUUUCUUCAUAACAUAUAUCUGAACUGGAGCUCUUACUUUAAGCUGCUCAAGGACAUCUUGCCUUAAAAAAACAUACUUCAAAACAUGAUCCUGUUUUGGUUUUGUUUUUUUUGGCUCGGCUACAGAGAGCAAAUCCUGGAUUAACUAGAAUCUUAGCCGGUUUAUUUAAUCUCAUUUGCUCUUCAGGCUUCCCCUCACAUUUCUGUUCGGUCACUGUCACCAUCUUUGGAGACAGAAACUUAGGUUUGUGCCACAGUGUCAACAGGCAGAGGCAAAAGGUGCCUGACUCUUUCCUGAUGUAACUGUGUGCUAAUAGGCUGAUAACACGACAAUUAGAAGGUUCUGACCAAUAAGAAUGAAGUAUUUAACACGACUGUUAACUGUCGACUCAGUAUUCAUCAACUUUUUCCUGCAUUUGGAUGAACUGCACUCUGAAUCCUCCUCUGUGUAUUCUUCUUCUGCCCUCUUCCUUCGUCUGUUUUAUCAGUUUUAACCAUAUUUUCCAUAUUCUCCAAACUUCUUGAACGCACUUUUGAUGUUAAAGGACUAUUUAUCGCAAUAUUUUAAAUAGGCAGUGUGAACAUCCGUGUUUACUCUCGAGCAUUUAUCCUCCUCUUUGCUUUUGCUUGUGAAUUGCUGCAUUUCAAUGAGUUAUUUCCCCUUGUAGCUCAGAAGAUAAGUGCGCAGAUAUUGCGUGAUCUGGCAAACAAAGAGUGCUAUGCUUUAAAAAGAUUCCCUUUGUGCUUCGUAGGUUUUAAAAAAAAUAAACUACACAGCUCUGUAAAACUGCAGAAACCUCACUGCAGUAUGAAGUGGUACAAACAGGCCGACAUCUAUAUUUACAUCUAUAUAUUUAUGUAUCUGCAUCCUUUCGCUUCCUUAUCUAACCGUUGUCUAAGCUUACACAGGUAACGCUCCAUUCUGUAUUUUCAGUCAAAAGUCAAAAGUUACCUUUAUUUGCCUGUUUCACACGCUCUCCUGUAGUGUGUGUACUUAAUGUGUGUGUGCAGCAGAUUAGUAUUUUGUUGUAGGCCAAAUCUUGUUGAAAUGAAACCUGCCCGGAGAGAAGAGUUUGUGGGUGAUGCUAAUGCAGUUUCCCCUGAUGUGCACAGAUACUCCAACACAUCUCCCUCCUCGAGCUGCACUUGACUUAAUUUGAGUAAAAUAUGCAACAUGUUUUGUUAGGUUCACUCUAACUUUGAGGUCACUGCAGAAAGCCCACUUGAAAAAUGACUACUUUUUCACCACACCGUACUUUUUAUAGAAGCACGGUCUCGAAAGAUCUCGGUAGGUAAUUUAUUGGACUCCAUAUUCCACCUCACAUACUUCAGCAGAGUCACACAGACUCUAAUUUCCCAUGUUGAAGGAGUCUGUCCAGCGUGUUUGGUUAUCUGAGAGAGUGUGCUUAAGAUGCUGCAUGUCUCUUCACGCUGGUAUUUGUGAGCACAGCAUGCUGCUUCUGUGAGUAUGCCGCUCUCCAUCUGCCUUUGACUCACUGCAUGUUUGUUUGAGCAGAGCAAGAGAUGUCGAGUGUCUUUGAAUAAACUGAUGGGGUCUUUUAUAUUCCGAGUACCACUUUUUUUUUUUUUUCCCCCCUCCUCUAUGGCAAUUUCUGAAAAUACUGUAGUUUGGUGUUUGCUGAAGAGCCGUGCACAGUUGGCCCACGAUUCCAGGAACAACAUUUUAACACUGCAGAGGAGGCUCCCUGACAAAAACGGGAAACUUGUCAGGUUUUACAGUUAGAGUCGAAGGUGUGGAUUGAGAAUACGUUACUGUAAGCAGUGCUGAAUGAUGGGUAGUAUUCAAGUUUUGUCAGAAUAUAACCUUAAAUUUAAAUGAAUAAAGACUAUUUCCCUCGAUUAAUCUUCGGUGAAUGUCUGCAAAAGUUCCUGUCAGUGUUAUAACUCUUCUCGGUUAUAAUAAAGUUAUAAUUAAGUGGUAUAGCAUGUGCUUUCUUUAUUUUAGGGUCAUCUCCACAAGCGACCGAAGACGACAGCAGCUCAGGUUUGUGUUUUUCUUUCUUCUCUCUGCAUUUUUUAGGCACAGUUUUACCUCUCCUCUAUCUAUUCAUGAGUUUGUUUUUGUACUGUUGAUGUAGGCGUGCAGCCUGACGGAGCUGGACGAGAAGAUCAGCGCAGCGAAAGCAGCACUACUGAAAAAGGCGUCUGAAUUCGGGUCUGGAUAUGGAGCAGAGUUUUCAAUGUGAGACUCUCAAACAUGUCUGUUUGUGUCACGUUAAAUUUCUUUGUACAAGCUUUGUUUUUUCUCAGUUUCAGGCAGAUUUACAUCCUUUACAUAGUUUUGUAUGUGACUGCUUUGUAAAUAAAGGCUUUUUCUUUUCAUGAACUCCUUCAAGACUUUGUAUUUGAUUAUUAACUCGACACAUCAGCUCAGUUAUUCCUUCAGUUGUAGAAAACAGCACAUCUAUUUACCAUUUUACUGAACUACUGAAUUUAAAUUAUUCUGUUAAAUAUAUUAAAAGCAAACAGUCCAGACAGGUUCCUCUUAAAAACUGUUUUUUUAGAUACUUAAACCUCAUAAACCUGCUCAAACAGAGAAAACAUUACAUAAAGCUAAUUCUUGUACUUCUUAACGCUGGGAUUUUGUGUGUGUGUGUUCAUGUGUGUGCCUUUUCAUGUUGUUUGAGUGUGUAAUUGCAACGAACCUGCGAGAGCACCUGAUUUCUCUGCUGCCUGACUGCUGUGUGAGGAUGAUCACCUCUAAUGGUUGUCAUUAUAACAAAUGACCUGAUUACUGCAGCUCUGUUUGGAACACAUAUCACAGCCCCAACAAACCAGCAUUAAAUGGGACAGCGCUGCGUUUGACACUGUGACAUGUUUAGAAAAGGCUUUCACAGGCGGCAUUAACCGAGCGCGCAGCUGAAGCGAUAAUGUGAGCCUCUGCGAUCUCUCUGAGCUGAAGUCAAGGAUGUUUGAUCGUUAAUACAGAAUCUUUCAGGUGUUAAAGUAAUUAGACUAUAAAAUAAAAGUGUGGUGGAGUAUAUUCAUGCUGCUGGUGAAGAUAGGACGACAAGUUAUUUUAGAUUUUCCAGCUUCAGAGCCAGAACUCUGUUACUGCUCAUGUGUUGUUGGUUAUUUAAGAUCAAUAUACUUUCUUUUUUUUACUUUUUCCAAAACAAAUACUCACAGAAACAGAUGUGUUUGAUCGCCAAAAGAUAGUAAACAAUGUACAGAGAUGACAGCCUUCGUUACAGCAGUCACUUGUUCUCCUCCUGCUUGCUCUCUGCUCCCAAAAUCUCCUGUUUCUUUUUAAUAAGGACAAAAAAGUCUGAAAAAUAUAGAUGAAUUAAAACAUCUUGUUGUGGUGCCAAAACAACAAAAAGUUCCUCACAAAAGUUCCCAACUUGUCUCACCAGAAAUCAGAUCUUCACCGCUCCCCAGAGUUUCAGUUUUCCUGUCAACAAAAAGUAAAAGCAUGAGCGAAAUAGAUUUUAAAAUAAGAAAAUCUGCAUCAAAAUGAGAAAUGUUUAAACUCUGUUUGCUGGUCUCUAUCUCAGUUUCAGUCCAAACUGCAAUCAUCUCUUGUUUUGCACUUAACACGUUUCCGAUUUCUAAUAAAAGCA
Messenger RNA from Xyrichtys novacula (pearly razorfish), 8084 nucleotides. The record is from the annotation of a GenBank genome assembly. NCBI's taxonomy places the organism in Eukaryota, Metazoa, Chordata, Actinopteri, Labriformes, Labridae.